Penaeus chinensis is the source of this 2561-nucleotide messenger RNA. RefSeq lists its product as uncharacterized. The record is from RefSeq and is a predicted model, not a curated record. The transcript is spliced from 6 exons. NCBI's taxonomy places the organism in Eukaryota, Metazoa, Arthropoda, Malacostraca, Decapoda, Penaeidae. Bases 660 to 1940 code for a protein of 426 amino acids.
GAUAGCAACAUAAACGACAAGACCCUGUUGGCAGACGAAGAGGCACUAGGAACCUCCCUCGGCACUGUCCUGGCACUGGGGUUGUGGCAGCGAGUGGCGGAAGAGACCGAACGUGCGUGCAUCCUCCGUGCCUUCUGUUCCGCUUCUGAAACCGCCGCUCGGAAUUCGUCUGUCGGUGACUCUGCCAGCGCUGUGACGUCAUUUCUGAGUCGCAGGUUGGGAAGCUGGUUAGUCCGACGAGGCGACUUGCCGGUGGACGCAGCGGACAUCGCCACAUCCAUCAUCCUUGGCAAAGAGAAGACUGUCCCUUGCUCCUCCUUGUAUCCUUGCGCCCGCCCUGGACCGAGGCUUUGGUGGUGAAGCUGUGGAUAUUCUUUAUAGAAUUUUGAGGGGAAGCUGUGGCUAUUCUUUUAAGAAUUUUGAGUUUUUUUUUUUUUUUCCUCUGUUUUAGGAGGAGGAUAGAGGAAAACGGGAACAUUUUUGGAAUGUGGUGGUAAAGUAGGAGAGAGAAACAUUGUUUUGCUUGUUUUCUCGUUUUCGUGUGUGAGUUUAAUAAGAGGAAGGGAAAGGAAAAGGAAGCGUGAAUAAGGCUUGUAUCUCGCUCUUCACUGAACCAUUUUCUUUAUUUCAUCGCGAGAGCAUAAGUGCAAAUAAGUAACAUGUGUGCACGAACUUAUACGUAUUUCAUAUUGGCCAUCUUAGCCUGGUCGGUGUCGGCCUACCUCACAGAGCGUGGCCGAAGUGCUCUCCCGCUCACUGUCCCCCAUAAUAAUUCCCUCUUCCACGAAAUGAAUAUAAAAAUUGAGACAUUAGGAGCAACAUUUACAAAUUCGACCUUCGCUACCCGCCACGGGAUGGUAGAGACUGAAGGAAAAAGACAGAUUUCCGGAACACCAAAGUCUGGCAGCGGAUCAGCGCCGCCUCGCCGAACCGCGGGGCAGCUGGCGGAGGGCGUGACGGACCUCAAUGUUGCCGGUGAUCGCGUCGUUCGCCAAAAGAGGCCUCGAAGGAGCGGCGUCCCCUGGUGGCCCCUCCUCUACCCCCCCUCCACCACCACCCCUGAGCCCCCUCCCCUCGACCCCCUGGAGUACGUGCUCCGUCGACGCCACCAGGAGAAGCAGCAGAGGCGGGGACACUACGCCGAGAACAGGAGGGGGAGUGGCAAGGAGAAAAAUAAGAAAAAAGUCCAGCGCGUGACCUUCAUGGUGCCGAGCCAGAGCGACGAGGACACCGCCGUUUGCGCGCCGUCUUCGGGCAUCCAAGCCUUCACUCUCCUCAACUUCCUUGUCGCAGCGGGGUCCUUAACUACGAACAUCCUCAACAACAACAACAAUAACAAUAAUAACAACAACAACAAUAAUAACAAUCAGAAUAACGUCAAUGUUAAUAAUAACAAUAACAAUGCGAAUAAUGUAAACAAUAUCAACUUCAACCAGAUGGGAAGGAGGAGGCGUGGGGUGACUGCCAGCCACAGGGAGGGGAGGCUCCCGGCCGUCGGCCUGGCACACGCCCCCGAUGCCUGGGGAGCCGCCGCCUCCCCGUCCAACAAAACCGCCUCCGGGCAACCCACCUCGACCGCGGGUUCCUGCAAGGGCGACCCCCCCGAAGACCAGGUCCGCAUGGCUCUCCUAUUGGCCUUCGACCUCGCGCAGGCGGCGCUGGACGAAUUUUCAGACAUCCUCCAGGCUAAGAAACCUCUUCGGAACAAUGGUGUGGAGGACGGCAGGAUUCUCAUAAGCUCUGGGAACAAAGGGACGUCCCGGAGGCUUGAAGUCGCCGUCGAGGUCCUUCGUCAGUAUGCCUGUCACACCCUCAGAUUGGCCAAGAGGUCGGGCGAAGUGGCGGAGGUGGUUCUGCAGGAGCUGAGUUUAAUUGUCCUUGGUUACAUCGACGAAGGUCUCCCGCCUCUGAUUCUGCAAGACCUUGAUUGUCUCACCUGACGCUAAGAAACAUGUCUGGGUCAUGUUCGUACAUCUGCCUUAGAAUAUACUCUUGUUAUAGCAAUGCUUUAAUCACAAAUCUAAUCAUAUAAUGAUAAUCGUCAUGACCUCUUAUGGCUCCUUAGUCAAUAGUAUACUGUGAAAGCUAUCAACGAGUUUACAACGUGAAAAAGAUGUUUUAAAUUGAUGUGUUCGAAUUAUGUUAGGAAUAUGUUCUGCUGUUCAUUUAAGACAACGUAUGUUAAUUCCCACUGAACGUAUAGAAAAUCAUCUCAUAUGAAAAAACUAUUAUUAUGUUAAUAAUAUUUGUUGUUUUGAUAAGGCUGAUUUACAUCAUUUUUCCUUCUUAUUAAAGACUUUGCUGUUGCAGAAGAAUACUGAAAUGAUCUGGAAAUUACUUUUGAGGGAAAUUAUCAUAAUGUCGCCGUUGUUAUUAUUCAUCCUUAUUUAUUUAUUGUUAUUAUUUAUCUUAUUUAUCCUUAUUUAUCAUUGUCACUGCCAUCAACUGCAAUGUGCUGACAAGAUGUUUAAUGUGGAAUCUUUUCUUAUCAGGGCAAUUAAUGUAAAAACAUUAUUAUCGUUAUAAUAUGCAAUCUAUCAUAGCAUCAUUGUCUACUAUAA